AGUUAGCUAACUAACUUAUCUUACUGUAUUUGAAGAUACACAUUUCACGUUGUCAAUGAAAACGUUCAUUUGUAUUUCUUUUUUUUAAACACUAAUGUUUCAUUUAACGUUAGCUAACUACAGUAAUAUUAUGUUUAGACUCAUGGUAAUGGCCGUAUUUAACCAAAGAGAGGUGCAGCCUGCAUUAAUGAGAUAUCAAGGUACCAUUAACAUAAGUUAGUUAGUCCUGCUUCACAGAUAUGCACACAACCCUGUCGCCACUCGCCACACCUGAAAAGACAAGGACGCGGCAAACAUGCGGUCACAUUGUCUGCUAAACCUAGCCUAGCUAAAUAGAUUUUAAGCAGUAGCUAGUGUGGACAGGCUAGCUCAAUGUUAGAAAGUGUUUAUGGAUUACGUUAUACACAGUUCACAUAAAGUUAUCAUAAACAGCCUCUUCUUCUUCCACAUGUUAUGUUUCAUAUUAGUAAAGGUUUUUUCCAUAGGUGGCCAAGAUGUUGAUAAAAGUAAAACACAGAGAGACAAAGAAAUAUGUCAAAUUGGAAGAAGUCAGCUUCACAGAUUUUAUGAGUGCAGUGCAGCAGAAGUUUCUCAUACCAGAAAAUGCAGCACUGAAAGUCACAGAUGAGCAGGGUAUAGAGGUGGAUGAGGAUGUCUUUCCUGAACUUGCAGGAGUCAAAGAGGUGUGUUUUGUCAUCUAUACAGCUGAAGACAUCCUGGAAACAGAAUCAUCCAAGAAGCUGCGUGACUGCUCAGACCUAACACACUAUGUGACACUCACACCUUGUGAUUUGACUGUCCUGAAGCAACAUGUGGAAGAGCCCUCCUCUCCAAGUCUAACAGAUACAUUGUCUGUCUCAACCACCAGCAGUCAGAGCAGUGACACAAGCGAUGCCGGACUUCAAAUGACAGUGGAGCAGAUUCUGACUUCCAAACCAGCAGGGGUGACUGUCAUCCAUGAGUAUGAAAAAACUGGGAGUUUGAAAGAUUCCACCAGGCGAUUAAUGGUGAACAUCAUUGUAGCUUCAACGAAGGAGUUUCAUGCACUUGGAAUCGUGUCACUCUUCCCAUCUUUGAAGGAUCCGUACUCCAAAAAGGGAUAUAUUUUGCAGGACUUUGCAAUGAUGUUUGGAGUAGAGACUGCUUCCAGGUUCCUGGAAAAAUGGAACACCAGUUUUAAAGACAAGGUUGCCAGGGAAGCCAGAGACCUUAAAGAGACUUGUCUUCUGAAAAGAUUGCUGAAAUCUGCUUUGAACGAAGAAAUGGAUGAUGCUGAUGAGCCAGCUGGAAGGAAACGGCCAAAGAAGAUGAGUGUUGGAGAGGCAAUAGAUCAUCUGGUUAAAUUUCACAAGUCUUGCCAGAGCCUUGAGGAUCACCUCAUGAACAAUGAAGGAAACCCUCAGCCAUAUCUCCUGGCCACAGGGACUUCAAAAGCACAGGUUUUCAGCUUCUACAUAGUCUUGGAUCGAAAGCUUCUUCCAUGUCAGUCAGGCACAUCACUGGGUGCAUUUGAUGAGCUGUUCAAGUGCCACUUUGUUUUCAGUGUGAAAUAUGAAGACGCUCUGUCCAGCCUGUACACAUUUUUGCAGACCACUGUGUACAAUAUUGAUGUAGGCACAACAGUGGAAAGUCCAAGAGUCAAAGAGUUGCGAGCAAAGCUGUUGAAUAAGUAG
Messenger RNA from Maylandia zebra (zebra mbuna), 1673 nucleotides. NCBI's taxonomy places the organism in Eukaryota, Metazoa, Chordata, Actinopteri, Cichliformes, Cichlidae. The record is from RefSeq and is a predicted model, not a curated record.